Messenger RNA from Brachypodium distachyon (stiff brome), 4781 nucleotides. RefSeq names its product acyl-protein thioesterase 1 homolog 1. The transcript is spliced from 11 exons. NCBI's taxonomy places the organism in Eukaryota, Viridiplantae, Streptophyta, Magnoliopsida, Poales, Poaceae. The coding region runs from base 3654 to 4421 and encodes 255 amino acids. The record is from RefSeq and is a predicted model, not a curated record. Gene Ontology annotation, molecular function: hydrolase activity.
GUAGAAUUAGAAACUCUGGAAACAGACAUUAUACCAUGAGCAAUAUAUUUCAAUCUUGAAUUCUUGGCUAGGCUAUUAUACCAUCGUCUACCAAAUCUAGGUUUGUUGCCCAACUAAAUCCUUUUCUGAAGCAUCUUAAGAUUCUGAAGGCCAUAAUUUAACAUGCAGACUUUUCUCAUCUGCCAUGUAGCAUUCUGAAUCGUGCAUUGAAUUGAGUUCCCUAGAUUUACAAUAUUUCCUAAUGUUAUGUAUUCUGAGUGACUUGUAAACGGCUAUGCGGAAACAUAUCAUGGUCAGCUCAAAUCUUGGCAUGAUCAAUAAAUCAUGCAAGUUUUUACUUUGUCUCAUUUGAAUUUAGUUUGAGCUCUUUACUAGAAGCUGAACAUGGCAGCAAGUUUUGUUUGAAACAUAGACCACUUCAAACACAUUACUUUUGCUGUGUUAAUGUUACUUGGUCCUGCUAAUGUUACUUAACAUGAACAAAAUAUUCUUCUGGUAUUUGCUUUAGAACAUAAUCACCCGGAAUUGAUUUCUCGUAAAAGAAAAAGGAAACAGGAAACAUCAGAACAAUGUUUGUUCCAUGCUAAAGCUUAAAGCGAAUGAUAGAUUGUGCAAGAUAAUGGUGAAUCAGCAAUUAGAAAUUAUCUGCAGCGAUCACAAGGACACACAAGCAUGGAAUUUCAAGCUUUCCCUAUGAAAGAACUAUGGUUUCUUUGCCAAAUAUUAUAGCUCUUCGAUCAUCCUCUUUUCAUAGCCCCCACUUUUCCCGUGCUUUGACUUUGACAUCUAUGCAUUGACAUUCUCACACUAAUAACUCUACCAUAUAUACCUGUAGGCCACAUCAAAAAAGAUAAUGUUUUGAUUCUUCCGCUCUAUCAACUCUGAGCGUGUUUUGGCAUUCAGGAUAUCAGAAUAGCAGGAAAUAACUGAGAUUUUCCUGCCUGAAAAACUGAGUGUCUAGAACACACGAUGUUCCUUAAGCACCUUGCACAACUUCUCUCUGUUGAUAGAGUGAUGUGAAUGAUGCAUCCAUCUACUUGCUGUAAACAUGGUGUUUUUUGAGAGAAUUUAAGUUGGUAGUAUGAUAAAUUCAUUUGUUACUUCGAUGCUGAACUUUGAAUAAUCGAGAAAUGUCUCAAAUCUGUACACAUUCCUUUAAACAUACGGAAAUAGAACGUAAUUCCUCAACCGUAAGUAUUCUAUUCUGUUCUCGAUGUUUUGCCAGCAUGAUGCACUUAAGAACAGAAUUCCUUCUGAUGUCCUGUACUCACGGAGCUAUGAGGUAAUUAAGUUUCCGUAGUUUUCUCUUUCCUUUUCUGGUGAAAACUGAGAGUAGAACAGUGCAGUUGGCACUUGACACUGAGAGAGCACUCACAAAGUGAAAAAAAGGAACUCAGUGCCUAUAGACAAGCUCUGAGUUCAUUUUUCCCUGUUAUACAUGGAUUUUUUUACGCCUUUUUUUUAAUGAUGCUCCAUCUCACAACUUUGAGAUAUGAACAAUUUAGAAAUCCAAUAGGAAAUAGAAUCAAAGAACAGCAUGUACAUGGACAUAAAAACACCCAAAUUUUAAUUAAAAGGAACAAAGUUAAAGCACAUCAACAAUCAGCAGUACAAAGUAGAAAGCACGGAAGUAGACGUUACUUCAGCAUUUCAAGAGAAACCAGCCAAUGCAAUAAGAAGCAUGCAGAAUACCCCAGUUACUUUAAAAGGCAUAAUUCCUCUGAUAAUGGUGGCCACGACACAAUCUUUCAUGUUGCAACAUUCCCUCUUGCAUUCUGGAAGUUGACUUCUGUCAAGAUCCAAGGCUUUGAUGUGGACUCAAUGUCACAGUGAGUAAUCUCUACCUCUUUUGUUUCAGUGAUUUGGCCUUAGUGGGAACUGAAUUAAGACUUGUACCAAAUCGCAUGCUCAAUCAGAAAAUUUCUUGCCUGGCAAAAUAUCAUAGUAUUUUGGAAGGGUAAAAUAUUAUGGUGUUACAGUGUAAGUAUACUACAUGCAAAUUGCCACUGACAUUGUGUAUUGGAGUAUUGGAGUUAGCCUGUCGAUAUAUAAAGCUAAAUGAAGCGUGAUGUAGAUAACAUUUUAAGAAGAAUAUUAUUUUACUGUUCUCAUAUCUUCUGUAACUCUAUACUUUUUUUAGAAACGACAAAUCUGAUAUUUUGUAUGUGUGUCUUUUCGAGAAUGUUUUUUUUUACUUUAUAGAAACUUCACUUUUCAUAGGGGCAAGGAUGUGGCACUGGCAUGUGCAAGAAGAAGCGGAAAAAAUGUGCAAUAGGGAAGAAUAUGCAGGCUUCUGGUACUCUUAAGGCGCAGCACAAUCAUAGACUACAAGGUUGCUGAUGAACCUGUCUCUAGAAAUAGCUUCAUGUAGCUUGAUGUAGCCCCAAAUUUCUCAUCUUAGAUAGGAACAAAAAUGGCAUAUAGACCACAUAUUUUAGCUUGAGCUGCCCCCCACAUUGCCCAUCCCAAUCAUUAGAAAAUGAAAAGGGAAGAGCAUAUGAUUCUUGCUGUAUGUAGUGGGUUAGCACACCAGAAAAACCAGAUGCAAACCUUUGCAUCACUCUGGUCUGGUAUGAAAAGGUAAAAUUUCAUUAAGAUCAAUUUAUGCUUGUAUUUUUUUAAUACCAUUUAAAUUUCUGCCGUUGAGAAGGGAUCAACUGCAUUAUAUUUCUGAAAGCAACUCGGCACAUAUUUGCAAAGGUUCUCACCUUUGUUCCCAAGCAAACCUAGAGUAGAAGUUGGUUAUGAAAAAGGAACCUCAAAGGAAAGAACAAGAUUGCUGUUCUCUUCUUCAGCAAUAUUUAUUCCUAUUUUGUCUAAUAUUUACACCUAUUGUAAAACAUUGUAUAAGAAAUUAAGAAUAACUGAUUAUGUCAUUUUAUCACGAGAAUUACUAACGCUUAGAUUCUUUCCAGUAUGAUUUUUUGUAAGCCAUCGAGAGUAAUUAAGAAGCACUAUAUGAUGUGUAUAUACCGACUUCAUUUUAAGCGGUUAUGUUGGUGUACUUCUGUCUUGAGAAUCUGUACCGCCAUGGUUUCAUGGAGGACGCACCACGUUUAUGCUGCAAGUUGACUUGCAUUUGGGCCCGAUUUGGUUCCCUAAUCCAUGCUGAUUUAGUAUCUUGCCACUUGAUAGGCACUUCUAGCAAUAUUACCAUUCUUUAUAGGGGUGUUGUACCCUGACGGCAUACCGAAACCAAGUUGCGGUAUACAAUUCUUUCCGCACCGAAAUUCCACCAUCGGAAAUGAUUUUGCUGAAUUCCAUGGAUAGAUGAUACUUCAGAAAAGAGCUUCUGCAACAAAGCUUCAUGCAUGUCUAGGAAAUAAUUUUGGUUGUGCUUAUUAUUCCUUACCAUUUUGUACAGCUUACCAAGUCGCACCAAUUCAUGGACAUUUGUAUAUUUCGGUUCCUUUGGGACUGCCAAAGAUGCAUCUUAUCAAAACCUGUGUGCUAUAUGCAUCCUUAACCUUUGCAUGAAAUGAUUCUCCUGUCACAAGUCAAGACAGCUGCAGCAAGCACACACGGGCUUCAGUUCGGCUUGCACUAUAAAUACAGCCAAAUGGGGGCUGUGGACUUCAUACUUCAUAUAUGCAUUUGAGAGCACACAAACUAGUACUAGAGCUCCAGAAGCAUCAAUACAUACUACAGAAAUCAUGAGCUAUUAUGGAAGCAGCUCUUCUGGUGGCAGGGGUGGUCGUCGAGUCGAGUACGGGAGGAGCUAUGUGGUGAGGCCAAAGGGACGACACCUAGCCACCAUUGUGUGGCUCCAUGGGCUAGGUGACAAUGGUGCAAGCUGGUCCCAGCUCCUGGAUUCCCUUCCCUUGCCCAAUAUCAAGUGGAUAUGCCCCACAGCAGCAACCCGGCCUGUCACGGCUUUCGGCGGAUUCCCCUGCACUGCAUGGUUUGAUGUCAUGGAUGAUACUUCGGUCGAUGGUCGCGACGACAUAGAAGGGCUGGAUGCUUCAGCUGCACACAUAGCAAAUCUACUGUCAUCCGAGCCGUCUGACGUGAAGCUCGGGAUUGGCGGGUUCAGCAUGGGUGCCUCUGCGGCCCUGCACUCGGCAGCUUGCUAUGCUCAUGGGAAAUUCAGCACUGGUAUCCCCUACCCAAUCACGCUCAGUGCAGUUAUCAGCCUCAGUGGAUGGCUACCUUGCUCAAGGACACUGAGGGGCAAGAUGGAGAGUUCAAGCAUGUCAGCAAGAAGAGCUGCCUCCUUGCCCAUCCUGCUCUGCCAUGGCAGAGCGGAUGAGGUUGUGUCCUACAAGAAUGGUGAGAGAUCGACUGAGUUUCUGCGCUCAUCGGGGUUCUCCUAUCUGACUUUCAAGUCCUACAAUGGGCUGGGACACUACACUAUCCCUGAAGAGAUGGACGAUGUCUGCAAAUGGCUCAGCUCGAGGCUCGGGGUCGACCGGUCCCGCUAAACGGAACACAACUUCCAUGCAAACGCGAUGGGCUUUCCUAAUAGUAGCAUAUAUAGCAGAGUGCAAACUAUAUAUAGAGAGGUGAAUCCUGGUUUGGUAGCAGAGCGUAACAACUAGGUACAUGCACAUCCUCUUUAAUUACAGGGUGCCUUAAUUUUGUUGCAAGUUUGUUCUAGCUAGUAGUAUCUAGUACUGUGCUGAGUUAACUGGUAAACAGCUAAAGACUAAAUAUUGAGUGCUACUAGUGUAUCAGAAUAUGUAAUGUAGUGCUUGUUUUGUACUACCAUAUAUAAUAGGGUAUACUAUCGAGAUUUUUUUGACCAUGUAAUCACAUUCAUACUGUAAAUUGUGCUCCCAUCA